ACUGCAGAAGAAGAACUGAGGUACCCGGAUGAUCAGUGUAUAUUAGUAGUCAGCAGGCCUCCUCUCUCUCUUUCCUCCUGCAGAGCUCACCUCGCUGCUGCUGAUCCUCCUGACUCACCGCUGUUCGUCUGAUAUCUUCCGAAUAAGUCGGUCAGGAACAAUCAAAAUGGCUUUCAAGGACACUGGCAAGGCACCUGUUGAGACUGAGGUCGCCAUCCACCGCAUCCGCAUCACCCUCACCAGCCGCAAUGUCAAAUCUCUGGAGAAAGUCUGCGCAGACUUGAUCCGUGGGGCUAAGGAGAAGAACCUGAAGGUGAAGGGACCCGUCCGCAUGCCAACCAAGACUCUGCGCAUCACCACCAGAAAGACUCCCUGUGGUGAGGGAUCCAAAACCUGGGAUCGCUUCCAGAUGAGGAUCCACAAGCGCCUGAUUGAUCUGCACAGCCCAUCUGAAAUCGUCAAGCAGAUCACCUCCAUCAGCAUCGAACCGGGUGUAGAGGUUGAAGUUACCAUCGCAGAUGCGUAAAUGAUGAUUCAAUAAAGAAAUGAAUACGGAAACUGA
Molecule: messenger RNA, 562 nt
Organism: Sebastes umbrosus (honeycomb rockfish)
Lineage: Eukaryota; Metazoa; Chordata; Actinopteri; Perciformes; Sebastidae
Gene: rps20
Product: ribosomal protein S20
Exons: 4
Coding region: 167-526 (119 amino acids)
Biological process (GO): translation
Cellular component (GO): ribosome; cytosolic small ribosomal subunit
Molecular function (GO): RNA binding; structural constituent of ribosome
Source: RefSeq, a predicted model, not a curated record